This is a messenger RNA of Oenanthe melanoleuca, 6190 nucleotides long. RefSeq names its product cyclin D2 (gene CCND2). Gene Ontology annotation, molecular function: cyclin-dependent protein serine/threonine kinase regulator activity. The transcript is spliced from 5 exons. The record is from RefSeq and is a predicted model, not a curated record. Bases 1064 to 1921 code for a protein of 285 amino acids. Gene Ontology annotation, cellular component: cytoplasm; cyclin-dependent protein kinase holoenzyme complex; nucleus. Lineage: Eukaryota; Metazoa; Chordata; Aves; Passeriformes; Muscicapidae. Gene Ontology annotation, biological process: regulation of cyclin-dependent protein serine/threonine kinase activity; positive regulation of G1/S transition of mitotic cell cycle; mitotic cell cycle phase transition.
GGGGCUGCAGCAGCGCCUUCCCCUUCGGGAGCCUCUGCUCUGCCGCAGCCGGCAGAGAGUUCGCAAAGUUGUCACAUUUCGCAGGCGGGGAGCGGCUGCCGGCGAAGUGCGAGCAGGGUGGAAGUCACCCUGUGUGGGACAUAGCUCCUCUUACCUCCCCCCUCCUCCCCAGCCAACCUUUCUCGCUCGUCCCUCCCCUCCCUCCCUUCCUCCCUCCGCCCUCCCUCCUCCCUCCUUCCUCCGCUGCGUUUCCUAGAAAGUUGUAUCGGUGUGGCCGGGCAGCUCUAACACGGUUCGCCCGCUCGAACCGCGGGUGUGUGCCGGACGUGGUGGUUGUGGCGGAGAUUUCAGCCCGGAGACGCCGCGGAGCCCCCACCCCUCAAGGGUUUUUUUGGGGAGUUUGCUGUUAGCGGGGAGUUGUGUCCCCCUCCGGCUGCAGGGUUAAGGGGGUGCCGGAGCAGGGAGAGCGAGAGACAUGGAUCUGGCAGCCUGCUGUGCCAGGACAUUUCAUACUUCGCCCCCAUCGUCUGGGUGGGCACCGAGGGGAGCCCGCAGUUCCUUGCAGUAAGAAAAGGAGAGGGGAAAUUGAUCGGGACGGGCUCCCUCAGAAGGCAAGUGUGGAGCGGUUUUAAUUUGGUUGCUGGAAGGAAGCAAAAGAGAAGCUGUCAUUUGUGUCUGUGUGUCCCUAUACGAGGGCCUCCUGGUUCCUUGUUAGCUUAUAGAGAGGGGAAAAAAAAAAAAAAAAAGCGUUUGAUGUUACGUCUGACCAGCUGCUGUUCUCCAUAAUAACAAGAGAGAGAACUGCCUGCCCUGCCGAGUUGCGUCACUUCGCUUCAACUUUAGGCUAGAAAUCAAGAGAGGGAGAGACAAGUUUCAAGGGAGGCAGGAGCGAGCUGGAAAGCCCUGUCGUCUUCCUCCCACCCACCUACCCCUCCUCCUUUACCCCUCUCCUUUCUCCACCCCCUUCCCCCCCUCCCAAAAAGAAAAAAAAAAAAAAAAAAAGGAAAAAAAAAAAAAGGAAAAACCUUUCCCAUCAGAGAAAGAGGGAGAUCUCUUUGGAAACAUGGAGCUGCUGUGCUGCGAGGUGGAUCCCAUGAGGAGAGCUCUGCCUGACCCCAACUUGCUCUACGACGACCGCGUUUUGCACAACUUACUAACCAUAGAGGAAAGGUAUCUGCCCCAAUGCUCCUACUUCAAGUGCGUCCAGAAGGACAUCCAGCCCUUCAUGAGGAGGAUGGUGGCCACUUGGAUGCUGGAGGUCUGCGAAGAGCAGAAGUGCGAAGAAGAAGUUUUCCCUCUGGCCAUGAAUUACUUGGACAGAUUCUUAGCUGUGGUGCCCACUCGGAAGUGCCAUCUGCAGCUGCUGGGGGCGGUGUGCAUGUUCCUGGCCUCCAAGCUGAAAGAGACAAUCCCCCUCACAGCCGAGAAGCUGUGCAUAUACACGGACAAUUCCAUCAAACCCCAAGAGCUGCUGGAAUGGGAGCUGGUGGUGCUGGGGAAGUUGAAGUGGAACCUUGCAGCUGUCACCCCCCACGAUUUCAUUGAACACAUCCUAAGGAAGGUGCCUCUCCCUAAAGACAAGUUGCUUUUGAUCCGGAAGCAUGCACAGACCUUCAUCGCCCUGUGUGCCACAGAUUUUAACUUUGCCAUGUACCCACCAUCAAUGAUAGCAACUGGAAGUGUGGGAGCAGCCAUCUGUGGCCUUCAGCUCGAUGAUGGGGACAGCCUCACGGACCUCCUGGCCAAGAUCACAAACACAGAUGUGGACUGCCUUAAAGCUUGUCAGGAACAGAUCGAGGCGGUGCUCGUGAACAGCCUGCAGCAAGUCAGGCAGCAGCAGCAGCAGAGCAAUCCCUCCAAGACAGUGGAUGAACUGGACCAGGCCAGCACUCCCACAGAUGUGAGAGACAUCAACCUGUGAGGACAUCAGCACGCAAAGUCACGCUUGCUCCCCCAGACCCUUUAUUUUUGUUAUUAUUUUUAGAGUGAUUUUUUUUUAAUCUGCUCCCACAUAGAACAUAUUUAAAGCUCUUUUAGUUAUAAAGAAAAACAAAAAAAAAGUACAAAAACUGAAUAAUGAAAAAAAAAAAAAGCAUUUGGUGCCUGUGAUGUUCUACAGAAGGGAAUCCCAUGAUAUAUUUGGUAAUUGCUAUUUGAUUAUGUAUCAGUGAUAUUAAAUGCUUAUAAAAGCAUACAAAGUAGCUAGAUCAAUGUAAGCCUGCAUUUGUGGGAACAAAGUAGAGUAUACUUGUCUGUGUAUUAUGUACUAGUGCAUACACCCCUUUUUUAGAUUUAAGAAAGGAAUCGUGUGUGCGAUUUUAUGGCUUGACUAGAUUGCAAAGCAAUAGAAUAAGGGGUUUAGGGCAAAGUGGGAAAAGAUCCCUGAAGCAAUUGAACCAUUUUGAAUGCAGAAGAGAUUUGCUGAUCUGUCACCUCUGUUAUUAGUCAGAAGUGUUUGUUGGAUCUCUGUAUGUUAGUUUUGUUUACUCUUGCUGUCUGUGGUAGCUGCUACCUAAGAAAGAAGAUGCUUUAUUUUACCAGCCAGAAGAGCAGGUGUCUUUUGGGCUUUUUUUUUUUCAGUUGAUUUAUUUUUCUUUUUUUAGUUUUUUCUUCUUUCCCCCCAACUUCCCCUCUGCCCCUCUUGACUUUUUAUCUACUUUUCCUUCUGAAAUGGUUCAUUCUAAACACAGCAGCAUCUUUGGCAUGAGGGCAGUUCUGUUCACCCAGCCGUGGGCCGAGCCAAAGUUCCCGAGUGUUCACGGUCAGUGGGGGGAAUGCACGCAUUAAUCCUGACCUGUUGGCUGGGCAGACCACCUCCAGCCUUUGGAUUGCAAGAUGUGGUGGAUCAUCCAGGAAAAGCAUUAUAUUCCUUUACAGUGCUAAUGCUUCAUGUCCAUGUUAAGGUCUGGCAGCUUCUUAGCUUGGCCACAAAGACAUUUAAAUGAUGCUCUCUCCAUCUUCCCUUGUAAUAGCCCCUCACUGUGUUAAAGAAGAUGAGGUUUGGUUUGUUCCCUCGUCUCUCUUACCCCCCACUCCCCCCUGCACACUUUUUCAGCAUUUCAUUAACUUUAUUGAUCCACAGUGAGCGUUUUUGUAAACCAUUUCAUUCGAAAAGCACUUUGAAAAUUGUUCCUAAGGGAUUAAAUGAGAUGGUUUAUGACAAUUUUGCCGAGGAAAGAAAAAAAAAAAAAUUUAAAAAAAAUAUUUAAAAAAAAAGGAAAAAAUAAAAUUAAAAAAAAAAAAAAAAAAAAAAGAAAGAAAGAAGUCACAAAAGCAAGGCUUUGUAUAGCUUUUUAUAGUCAAUAUUUUCCAGUAUCUGGUGUACUCGGUUAGCUGCGGUGUUGCUGGAAAUACCAACACCCGCUUCAGAUGACAUUCCUGUCAUGACAUUCCGGAUAAAAGCCUGACCAUCUGUAUUGUUCAGUGUCACAGAAGGAUCUUAAUACCACCUGCGUGUUUAUCUAUGGACAAGGAAAGAAAAUUGCUGGUGCAACAGCCAUGGUGGUAAACAUCGAGGUGCAUGACUUAAAGUUUUAUUACAAAGGUGUAUUCAGUGUACUUGAAUUUAUUUUCCUGCUCCACCUGUAACGAAGAGGCAUUUAGAUGGCAAAGGAGUUGGAGCAACUUUUGGUUUUUUUGAUUUGUUGUUCUGGGGGCUUUUUGUUUUGUUUUUUUGGGUUUGGUUUUUGUUUUGUUUUGUUCUGUUUUGUUUUUUUUUUUUUUUUUUUGCACAAUUGUAUUAACAGUUUGCAGAUAUCCAAUAUGAAGCUGUUGGUUGAAAUGUUAAUGUUUGCAUUUUUAACACAAAAAUCCAGAAAGAACAUGCUACUUUGAAGAAUAUUAUAUGUAUGGACUCAGCCUAUUUGGCUAGAUGAGGGUAGAAAAUGGAGUAAGAUUCUAAGGUUUUGUUGUUUAUUUGGUUUUGGGGGGGUUUUUGGUUUUGUUUUUUUUUUUUUUUUUUUUUUGCGCUGCUAAGAAGCUAUGAUUUGUUUCAUUCUUAUUCACAUUAACAGUACUUAGCUGUAUUGUUUCACUGAGUGUGCUGCUAUUUUAUAAACAUUUUUAUAAUAUAUUAUUUUACUGCUUAAAUUUCAAAUCCUGAAGUAGAUGGUUAAGUGGAGAUAUGAUGAGUUCUUUGAUUUACUGGAAAUGCCCUGUACAGGUUUUUUUUUUUUCCUAAUAGCGUGUUCAUGAUUAUUUUUUUUAUUUUACUUUAUUUUUUCCUUCUUCUCCCUUUUUUUUUUUAAUCUCCUUCCUUCCUGAUCACAUCCUGCAAAGAUGGUAUACUUACCUCAGGUUUGCUGGACAAGAAAUGGUUCCCAUUUUCACAAUACCUCACACAGUGACAGUUUGGUUGCCCCGGGACCCGCUGGGGAGAGGUUGCAAGCAGCCGAGGCGGGGCACUGCCUCCUUUUUGGUCUCUGGUAUCUUUUUCAUAGUGGAAAAAAUGCAUUGACUCUCCACUGGUGAGCAGGUCUGUCCUUCCCAAAGCUGUUUCUGGGCACAGCCUUGGCCUCGCCUCCCACCUCGACGUUCUGCAUUGGGAGCACCCGGAAUUCCGUGGCAGUGUCUCUGUCCUGGAAAGAAAAAGUAGCUGAUGUUGUUGAAGCAAGACUGUGGAGCCACACUCAGAUCAGAUCAGAUCAGAUCAGGUCAGAUCAUUCCUGCCCUGUGGCUUCAUGGGGAGCUGUGCCAGAGGGUCCUGAUGGGGGGGGUGACCUCUCUGAGCGGUGGCACCACGUCCAUCACAAUGGUGUGGUUUUCUCCGUGCCAUGGGCCAGGUGUAGGCAGGACCUGGGUUUAGGGUGCCUGUCCCUGCUCUUUGUCCAACCUCCUGCACACCCUGGUCCCACAGCAGCCAUGGGAUCACAGGGAUGAUUCCUGCUGUGGAUCACAGGGGUGGUCCUGCUGUGGAUCAUUGGGGUGAUUCCUGCCAUGGAAAACAGGGGUGAUCCCUGCAGAGGAUCACAGGGGUGAUUCCUGCCAUGGAUCACAGGGAUGAUCCCUCUAGAGGAUCACAGGGCUGAUCCCACAGUAUCUCCCUCUGCAGAACUGAAGGGGCAGGAGCUGGGGGCCACCCCUGUGUUUGGCUCCUCUACAGCAGGAUGAGGGCGAGCUGUGCUGGAAGGGGCAGCACCAUCCAUCGUUCCCAGUCCCCUCCAGGGUCCUGGUGGGUCUGUGUGUGUCCCCACCAGGGUGAGAAGUGUCCCCGGCUGCAGUACCAUGCUCAGCAAGUGCCAACCCUCUGGUUACAGUGUACUGUAUGUUUGAAGGCUGCAAACCCUACAUCUUGAGUGCUUUCACAGUAGCUUUCAGAAUAAAAUGACUGCCUAGUACUCUCUUUUAACAGAUGUUAAAGGAAGUGUGUUGUUACUGCAAAUGAGGUGUAAGAUUCCCCCCCUGAACUGCAGAAAUUGUAAACCUCCCAAUUGUUUGAUUAAAAAAGAAUAGAUUCUGCCUUCCCAAGUGCCAAAGGAUUGGUACAGUUGCUAAAAGCAUUUCUCUUUCAGCUUCCUAUUGAUGGUACUUAGAUGAUCUCAUCCUUCUCAUUCCUGUAGUGUAGGAGCACCUCAUAAUGUAUUUAUUUGUAUUUCCAACAUGCUUGUGAAAGAGAAAAAUAACCAUUAAUCCCAUGUCAAUGAUUUAAUGCUUGAGUAAUCGGACAGCUCUUAAUUACUCAGCAAACCACCUGGCCACUGGAUUUUUUCCACUAUGUUUAUUACCAUGUUCUCAUGUACCUCAGAAAUCACUCUCGGUUGCACAGUUUCUGUUCUCAAACUUUUUUGGGUUUUGUUUUGGUUUUUUUUUGUUUUGUUUUGUUUUAUUUUGGUUUUUUUAGUUUGUUUUUUUUUUUUUUUGCUUUAUUGAGUGUGAUGCCAUAUCAAGUCAACGUUAUUCUCUCACAAAUGUGCUCUUUAAGAGGUGUGGAUGUUUAUGUGGUCAGGGGAUGCUAGAAAGUGUGGUAGUAGACAUCAGUGUAAACAAAAGUAUUUAGAAAGUACACGAGGUUGUUUUUGAUGGAUAAGACUCUGAUACGGUGUAGUCUUGAUUGCCUUUUAAAAGGUCUUUGUUCAGUGUUGUCAUUUUUAUUAAUAACCUAUUGUUUUGACUAGUUUAAAGAUGGUUCUAAGAAAAGUGUUUUGGCGGGAUUAGGUAUGCUGUAUGGACAAUAAACUCACCUUGACCUAAA